Molecule: messenger RNA, 7257 nt
Organism: Drosophila pseudoobscura
Lineage: Eukaryota; Metazoa; Arthropoda; Insecta; Diptera; Drosophilidae
Gene: Mgtor
Product: nuclear basket protein megator
Exons: 5
Coding region: 92-7123 (2343 amino acids)
Biological process (GO): protein import into nucleus; mRNA export from nucleus; regulation of mitotic spindle assembly
Cellular component (GO): nuclear pore
Molecular function (GO): structural constituent of nuclear pore
Source: RefSeq, a predicted model, not a curated record
AUUUGACAGACGGAUUUUUUUUUGUUUUUUGUGAUUCAAAAAAAUUUUGCAAUAAAGCUAACUAACAAAAGUUGGUAAAAUAGUCGUCAGCAUGAAACUCAGUGGUCCACAGAGAUUAGCAAAUGUGUUUUCUCGGGAGGAGCUGGAGCAAUUGCCAGCCGGCAUGAAGACAAAACUGCAGAAAUAUAUCGACCAGUUCUUCGGGGAAUAUUGUAAAGAACGCGCUGCUGCCCACCGGCUCACCGAAUCUGAAGAAAAGCGGGAGGAGUUGCAGAACGCGGUCGAGGAUUAUAAGGUGAAGUUGUCGAAUUUCGAUCAAAAUGUCAAUGAGCUGCGCGCCCAACUGGACCAAGUUUCCGCAGAGCGUGAUCAUCUGCUGGAGACUGUCCGAAGCAACGAGCAGAUCGCGUCCUCCUUCAGGCAGGAGAAGAACAGUAUAAUUGAGGAGCGUGACUCGCUAUUGACGUUGAUAGAACGUCAGAAUGCGGAGCUAGAACGCCUGAAAGAGGAUCUGCACAGCUAUCGUCAGCAGUUGAGCAACGCCAUCUCUGCCAAAUGCGAAGCCAUUGCGCGCGUAGACGAGAUCCAAAGCAAAGAGGUGGCUCUACAGACGAAAGAGCAGCGUAUCGAGAACGAGCGCAUUUUGCUGCAAAAUGAGAUUCGGUUGCUCAACAGCGAUCUUAACCGCAACAACAGCGAGCUGCAGAACAUCCGCAGAGAGAACUCCCUGAACACAAUCCAGCUGGAGAACAGUCUGAGGGAGAAGUGCGAUGCACUUCAAAUACUGCAGGCCGAGCAUGCCCAGGUCGUGGAGGUUGUUGGCCAGUUGAACGAGAAGAUAGGGGAGUUGACCAGCAACGCCUACAAGCAGUCCAUGGCAUCAGAAAAGUACGUUGCCACCUUAAAGAACGAGCUCGAUGCCAAGAACAAGCUCUUUGAAAUUUACAAGAGCACAGAGGAGCAGAAUCAGGCGGACAAGAACGAGCUAUUGCAAGGCAUCGCGGAGAUGAAACGCAUGCUGAGCGAAGUGACUGAGCAGCACGACAAGGUAGAGGCCGAGCUGAGUUCCACAAAGCAACAGCACAGCUCUGAGCUAGCAGAACGCGAUGCAACAAUAACGGAUUUAAGAAAGGAAAUCUCCGAGGCAAAUCGCUUACUGGCUCACGCCAAGGGUCAAAGUCUGGAGGAGGCAAUCUACAAGCUGUCUCCGAGUGCGGCUGUUGCCAGUCGGGUGAUCCAUCCCGACUUCACGAUCACCGAACUGUACUUGAAGUAUGUCAAGGCCCUCGACGAGCUGGAGCUAGCAAAUCUCGAUAAUUCCAAAAUGAAGCUGCACAUGGAGUCCAUGUAUAAGGAGAUCCAAGAGCGUGCCCCUGAGAUUGAGCAGCUGCGUAUUGAUUUCGAAAAUUUGAAAGAAGCCUACGACCAUAUCAUCCCGGAGCGGGAUGAAUUAUUUGAGAAGAAACAAUGCGCCGAGGCGACACUGGAGAGGGCAAUUUUCGACUUGAAAUCCAUCACAAAGAGCAACCAGCUGCUGGAAAAAUCAACGAAGGACCUCGGGCGGCAGGUGUGCACGCUUCUGGACGAGCUGAAUUGCCUGCGUGCAGGAGUCCCCCACGUAAAUCACAACAGGUCGGGAGAUAGCACGAGCCAAUCAACCAAUUUCGACGUCAUUACCGAUCAGCUAGUCACCUUUGAUUCGAUCGUCGAAUUGCAGGCACAGAACCAGAAACUCUUGCAGUUGACGCGCCAGCUAGCGCAGACAAUGGAUGAGCAAGAAACAGAAAGAGAUACGGAAAAGUUGGAAAUGAACACAGAGUGUGUCAAGAGGGCCCAAGAAAGGUGUUCCCUGCUGGAAGAGCAGCUCACGGAGAAGAACAAUGCGCUCAAUCUUUUAAGCUCCAAGUGUGAGCGCUACCAGAAGUAUUUCUUUGCUGCCCAAAAGAGACAGGGUCGUCAGACCGUCAAUCUAGAUGAUUCGGCUGCGGAUAUGGAUGUUAGCGAAUCUAUUACUCUGAACACGUCGGCAAAGGCCGCAGAACACACUAAGGAAGAGGUCAGGAAGCUGGAGCAGCGCAUACACAGUCUGGAGAAGCAGUUGGUGGAGGAGAGUAACAAAUACGCAUCGCUCAAGGAGAAUUACGAAUACUACACUAGCGAGAAGCGAAAGAACGAUGCUCUGGCCCACGAACAGUUCGAUUCGAUGCGCAAGGAAGUUCGCGAGCUGACAUCCAACAACUGCAAGCUGCUGAAUGCCACCGAUUUCCAGAAAGAGCAGAUCGAUAUACUAAACAGGAACAUUGAGGCGCUCAAAAAGCAGAUAUCGGCCCUUGAGGAUCGAAACAGGAACUACGAAAAGACUAUCAUCAAGCACGAGCAGACCAUGCACCUACUCAAGGAUGAAACACUGGCGGCCCACAAAAAGUCGGCUGCCGCCGAAGCAGAGGCCUACAAUCUGCGGCAGGAGAACCGCUCUUUAAAGGACUCGUCCGCCCGUCUGCAGAUCGAGAAGGAGAGCUUCCGUCGGGAGCACCAAAGCCAGUCGCUUUUGCUCAACAAUUUGGAGCUUAUCAAGUCCAACAUCGAGAGAUCUGAAACUGAGGGACGCUUGCGCCUCGAGCAGCGGCUAGAUGAUGCAGCUCGAGAGCUGGCUGCCCAGCGACGUCACCAGCAGGAGGAGCAGGAAAAGUUCCAAGAGACUGUCAACGAGUUCAAGCGCCAAACCGAGACUGCCAUCAAGCUGAAGGACGAAGAGAAGCAGCAAGCCGAGAAGUGGAAAGCAGAGCUCGUAAGUGUCCGCGAGGAGCUUGCCCAAAAGACGAUUCAGGUGAACGAUCUGAGCAAGAAACUGCAGGAGAGCCUGACGCCCUCGAUGAAUGAGAAUCCCGUAACGUCAGCCAACAAAAGGGCCCGAGAAUUCGAGCUCAAGUACAACCAGGCUGCGGUUGAGAUUGAAUCGCUCAAGAAGGAGCUGAACUCGUUGCGGGCGCAUGGCGAGCAAUUCUACAAGAUGUCACAGUCUGCCGAGGCCGAAGUCAAGCGCCUGCACGAGCUGCACUCCGAGAUGGUGGCCAAUCACGAGGAUGAGAUGAAGAAAUGGAAGAACGCCGAGGGCGAGCUCAGGGCACGCAUCGACGAACUGGAGGCCGAGGCCAUGCUCUCGAAUGUCACCGAACAGAGCAGGACCAUAAACCAGACAGAUCAGGUCAAGGCCUCCCAGGAUGAGCUGAAGACUGUUCUUGAGAAGCUCACCGAAUCGGGUCGCACAAUCCGCACUUUGCGAUCUGAGAACACGACGCUGGCCGAGUCUCUGCACGAAGUGGAAGUAAAGUAUGCCCACGAAAUGGUCUUGCACUCCACCGACAUCCAAGACCUUACCAGUCUGAAGACUGACAACUUCAAGUUGAGGGACGAGCUGAACCAGCUGAAGACGGGACGGGAAUCGCUGCAGGCCGCCCACGACGCCCUGGUCAAGUCGAACGCCGAGGCCCAGACGCUUCUGGAGAAGGAGAAAGAGGAGUCGGACAGGCGCGUGGCCGACUUGAAUGCUCUGAAUGCGACUUUGCACGAUCAGAUUGAAGCACUGGCCACAAAGCUGACGGCCUUGAGUCAGUCGGGUUCGGGUCAGGGUCAGAACAGUUCGAUUCUUAACGAAUCUCUGACUAUGGAUGCAGACCAAAGUCUCAACAUUUCCGGCAUGGCUGUAGAGGAGAUCCGCAGCAACGAGCAGCUCCUGAAGAUCAUUAAGUUCCUGCGCCACGAAAAGGAUCUAUGUGUGGCAAAGCUGGACAUUGUAAAGGCUGAGAAUGCACGCCUAGCGUCGGAGCUCACCAUUCAGCAGAAGAAGGUGGACGAGCUGAAUGCCUGUCUAAACCAAGAACGCUCCAGGAACCAGACCGACGUGGUUUCGACCUCUAAGCACGCCGAGGUGUUGCGCAAGAUCGAGACCCUGAACGCCAUCACAGAUAGCAAUCGCAUCCUGCGAGAGGAGCGAAACAGUCUCACACAGCGCGUGACGGAGCUGACUAGCCGCAUCCAGAGUUUGGAAAAGGAACUGUUCCCGCUUCAAUGCGGCAACAAGGAGCUAACAUCGAAGAUCGAAGAACUCAAUUUGGAGAACACCUCGCUUCGCACCGAGGCCGUCAAAUGGCGUCAGCGAGCCAAUGUCUUGGUGGAGAAGAGCAAUCGCAAUCCAGAGGAGUUUAAGCGGAUUCAGACAGAGCGCGAAAACCUAGCCAAGCAGCUCACGGCUGAAAGGGAACUUAGCAAGAAACAAAACGAAGAGAUUGGCUCCCUGAGGUCAGAGCUGCCAGCGCUGACAGGAAAAGUGCAAGCCCUAGACGAGGCCCGUAAGAAACAGAUGGAAGAGUCAAUAAAUCUCCGUCAGGCAAACACACGCCAGUCGCAGGACAUCAUGGAGCUGAAGAACCGACUGUUGCAGAAGGAAGAGGAACUGCUGAAGGCCACCGAUGACCUGGAGACGAAGGAGAAGGCUCUGCAGGAUAAGGACAGCAAGGAGUUGGCCUUGCGUAAGGUGGCCAAGCGCUACAGGGAUAGCUACGUGACUCUCCAGGCGCAACAGGGGGGAGCCGACAUCAGUGCCGACCUGGAGAAGGUUCGCUCCGAGCUGGAAGAAGUUGGCAACCAGUAUAGAGCCGCCAAGGAGGAGCUGGAGAAGGUGACCACGGAAAACGAUGCUCUCAAGAAACGCCUGACUGAGCCCGAAACCGAUUCCAAUGCCGCCCGUCAGGAUCACAAGGUAAAGGUGGACAAGCUCAUCCAAGACCUUACAAUGGCCAGAACGGAUCUGGUCAAUCAGGAGGCUACCCUAGCCAGCAACAAGACCCAAUACGACGAGACCGUCGCCCGCCUGGAGAAGGAGCUGCAGGAGAAUAUUGCCGCAAACAAGGAGGUCAACUUGCGGCUCACUCGCGAGAACGAGGCGCUGCACAUGCGCAUCAAUCAACUCCAGCGUCAACUGGGCUCCCAGCAGUCGACCAAGCCCUCUACGAGCUCUGUCGCGGAGAAGGGAAAUAUAUCAGAGUCCUCAUCACCACGCACUGCCAAUGUGAAGCCCAUGUCGGGGUCGGCCACAGUGCAGCAGUCGGCUACUGUCACCCCCUGGCGUGGCGGGGAGACACCCUUGGCCAGCAUCAGACCUAUCUCCGUGCAGAACAGCCGGACGGCUGCCAUCCUGCCCACCAGCCAGCAGCCGUCGGCGGGCAGUGCUUCGACAUCCUCGUCAUCGACCUCUACCACAUCUGCAUCGGCCAGUGGCAGCAGCUCUGCCGUGGCCAACACUGCCCUAGUUCCCCCGCAGCAGCAGGUUCACACCACAGGCAGUGGAGCCUUGGAGUCGAUGGCUUCCUCAUCGCCCACAUCUUCGCACACAGAUUACAUGCCGUCGACCAGCUCGGCGGCUGUAGCGGUGGCCGCCAUUCCACCGAUGGGAGCCACCUCCGCCGCCGAGAGUUCCCAAGAGGCGGAAAGCGUUCAGCAUCCACAGCAGAACGAUUCGCAGCUAUUUGCAGGAGGGUCUCAGCAGCAGGUCGUGGCCUUGGUAUCGCCACGCGUAGAGGGCUCUUCGUCGACUUCUACUUCCACAUCGACAUCGACCUCCACUCCGAAUCCGACUGCGCCAAGUGUCCAGGAUGCGAACAACCAGAGCCAGCAGCCCAGCACUUCUGGCAGCAGCAGCAGCUCGUCGACGGUAGUCAGCAGUCACAGCAGACACACGCCGUCCAGCAGCAAUGUGACCACCACUCAGGCUGGCUGUUCAUCCAUUGGCAUCAAACGUCCUCGCGACGUGGAAGGUGACUCCACCAAUACAGAAGAUGGGGUCCCCGAGAAGAUGAAGCGGCUGCGUACUCCUAUGCACAGCGAAGAGCUGUCCGCCACUCACAUUGGAGACUCCGGGAUGGACGUAGAUCAGAUGCCAACCUCGUCGCAGCGAGAUCAGGAGGAUGACAUUCAGGUGGUGGACUCUGAUGAUGAGGACGAUGUCUUGGCGGAUGCUGAUGACGGCCCCGUCGAUGGUGGCGAGGCCGAUCAGGAGGGCUACGAGGAUUCUUACGAGCAGGACAACGAUAUGGACAACGAGGGUGCAGACGAUGAGAACGAAAUGCCGUCCGAUCCUCAAGACAAUAACGAGGUGGAUAUUGAGGAGCAGCAACUUCAGGUCCAAGAGGAGAGCCAAUUGCUGGACAACCAAGCAGGUGCGGCAGUAGUGGCUGCCUCUGCCUCUACCCAGGAGAACAACCAAAGCCAGGCUAUCACCAGUGGCAGCGGAGACUCUUCGAAUCCUGCAAAAUUGCCACAAGCCGAGACCUCCCCAUGGAAGCAGGCGGUCGCCUCUACAUCUUCGGCAGCAUCUCGGCGUACAGAGAGUAGCUCCGUGGAAAUUGUCAGUUCCCCGCAAGUGUCCAACUUUAGUGAGCAGCCAGUUCGUGUGGAGACAGCAGAGGUAGAUGGAACCGCAGCAGUGGCUCCCGACGAGAGUGCUGGGCCAAGUGGUGAUGGCGCAGCAGCCACAUUACCCCAGAAGCCAAACGAGGCAGCCGAAAGCAACGCUGCCGAUGCCAACAAGCAACCAAGCGAGAGUGACUUGGGCGGAGCAGAAGAUAUCUGUGAGGCUGACGAAGCCUUUGCCGAGGAGACGCUGGACCCUGGCCAGGGUGAAGACUCUCAGCAGCUCGCAAAUGAGAACCAAAAUGUAGGCACAAGCCAGUCUGAGCUAACCGAUAACCAGCCCAAUCAGGCGGAAGGCGGUUCGGCUGAAGCCAACGAGGGCACAGAUGGAGUCUCCUCAGAGGGUGAGAAGCAGACCGUGGGUGUUGAGGAGGAGGGACGCGAAGCCGAGGCCACGUCCCCGUCGGACAACACGCGAUAUCGCACGUUGCGCAGUGGUAUGCCAAACAACAACCGUAGGGUUCGCGGGGCGCGUGGAAAUCAAAAUUCGAACCAGAAUCGAUCACGCAUUGUGUGGCAAAACAAUGCCAACAUGCAAGAUCAAGGUUCCUCCAGUAACCGUGGAUACAACCACCCCCGCGGUACCCGCACCCGCGGCCCUCGCUCUCGUCGACCACCGGCAAACAACUUCAACAACAACCCCGGACGAUACUAGCAGGAACCAGAUUCCGGCGAAUCCCCAGACGACAGUGUGCUGACAUGUCUGGCAGCGAACGCCGAUUCUCCUACAUUCACUUAUAUUUAAAAGCUACAUUUAAAGAAAUUAAAAUAAAGCCAAUCAAAUUGAAA